Messenger RNA from Suillus fuscotomentosus, 404 nucleotides. RefSeq lists its product as uncharacterized. NCBI's taxonomy places the organism in Eukaryota, Fungi, Basidiomycota, Agaricomycetes, Boletales, Suillaceae. The coding region runs from base 88 to 327 and encodes 79 amino acids. The transcript has 2 exons. The record is from RefSeq and is a predicted model, not a curated record.
CACAGCAAGCCCAUUGCCCAUUGCCCCACUGAUUCUACUAUUCUAGAUAGGCUUCGGGUUGCGCAUUUGCCGGGUUCACACACUGCAAUGAUUAUAAGGCUUCACAAACGCUUCUCCAAUCAGUCACAUUUACCUUCCCCAAUGGAUCCUUCAAAGAUAAGAGAGAAAAUCGGUCGCUUUCGAAUCCUCGUCAUAGGAAGAGCGAACGCAGGAAAAACAACCAUCCUGCAGAGAAUUUGCAACACACAAGACAAACCAAAAAUAUACGACAGCGCUGGGGAAGAGUGUGGAGGAACGAUACACGCGGGAGGUUUUACGACACGCUAGAACAAAGGUACGACUAGAUGUACGUCAGCGCUUGCGCUCGAACGUUACAGUGGGACUUGUACUUACGUCUCAGUAUU